Fukomys damarensis (Damara mole-rat) is the source of this 1147-nucleotide messenger RNA. It is a transcript of the gene G6pc2, whose product is annotated as glucose-6-phosphatase catalytic subunit 2. The transcript is spliced from 5 exons. The record is from RefSeq and is a predicted model, not a curated record. Gene Ontology annotation, molecular function: glucose-6-phosphatase activity. NCBI's taxonomy places the organism in Eukaryota, Metazoa, Chordata, Mammalia, Rodentia, Bathyergidae. Gene Ontology annotation, cellular component: membrane. Gene Ontology annotation, biological process: glucose 6-phosphate metabolic process; gluconeogenesis. The coding region runs from base 1 to 1068 and encodes 355 amino acids.
AUGGAUUUUCUUCAUAGGAACGGUGUGUUCAUUAUUCAACAUUUGCAGAAGGACUACCGAGCUUAUUAUGAUUUUCUAAAUUUUAUGUCCAAUGUUGGAGAUCCCAGGAACAUCUUUUCUAUUUAUUUUCCACUUUGGUUUCAACUUAAUCAGACAGUUGGAACUAAGAUGAUAUGGGUAGCAGUCAUUGGGGAUUGGUUCAAUCUUAUAUUUAAAUGGAUAUUAUUUGGUCAUCGGCCUUACUGGUGGGUUCAAGAAACUCAGAUUUGCCCAAAUCACUCAAGCCCAUGCCUUGAACAGUUCCCUACUACCUGUGAAACAGGUCCAGGAAGUCCCUCUGGCCACGCAAUGGGUUCAUCGUGUGUGUGGUAUGUCAUGGUAACGGCUGCCCUGAGCCACUCUGUCGGUCGGAUGGAUAAGUUCUCUGUCACUCUGCACAGACUGACCUGGUCAUUUCUUUGGAGUCUUUUUUGGUUGAUACAAAUCAGUGUCUGCAUCUCCAGAGUAUUCAUAGCAACACAUUUUCCUCAUCAAGUUAUCCUUGGAGUAAUUGGUGGCAUGCUGGUGGCAGAGGCCUUUGAACACACUCCAAGCAUCCACACGGCCAGCUUGAGCACAUACCUGAAGACCAAUCUCUUCCUCUUCCUGUUUGCAUUUGGCUUUUACCUGCUUCUCAGACUACUCGACAUUGAUCUGCUAUGGUCUGUGCCCAUAGCCAAAAAAUGGUGUGCCAACCCAGACUGGAUCCAUAUUGACACCACACCUUUUGCUGGACUUGUGAGAAACCUUGGGGUCCUCUUUGGCUUGGGGUUUGCAAUCAACUCAGAAAUGUUCCUUUUGAGCUGCCGAGGGGAAAAUGGCUAUAAGCCAAGCUUCCGGGUGCUCUGUGCCAUGACCUCACUGACCACACUGCAGCUCUACCACUUCAUCAAGAUCCCAACUCACACAGAGCAUUUAUUUUACAUGCUGUCUUUCUGUAAGAGUGCAUCCAUCCCAUUGACUGUGGUUGCUCUGAUUCCCUACUGUAUACAUAUGUUAAUGAAACCAAAUGAAAAGAAGAUUAAAUAGAGUUGCACAGAGAGUUAGUGCUCUCUGGCCCCAGGAUCACCCUCUCCAUCCACCCAUAAACCACAGAGGAAGAAGAAGC